Messenger RNA from Coturnix japonica (Japanese quail), 951 nucleotides. Lineage: Eukaryota; Metazoa; Chordata; Aves; Galliformes; Phasianidae. The record is from RefSeq and is a predicted model, not a curated record.
AUGGGGGACAAUGGGCUGAGGGACACAAUGGAGACACUUUGGGGCCAUUUUAGGGCCUACGUGGUGCUUGGACAGUUCCUGGUGCUGAAGAAGGACGAGGAGCUGGGCCAUUUUAGGGCCUACGUGGUGCUUGGACAGUUCCUGGUGCUGAAGAAGGACGAGGAGCUGUUUCGGGAAUGGCUUCGUGACGCUUGUGGGGCCAACGCCAAGCAGAGCCGUGACUGCUCCGGCUGCCUGAGAGAGUGGUGCGAUGCCUUCCUCUGAGCCCCAAAAUCCACUCAAUUCACCCCAAAAUCCACCCCCUAUACACACACAUUGUUUCUUUAUCCCAUAUCCCCACCCUUUGUCCCAAAUCCGGUUGUCAAACUGCGCGUCCCUGCGCUGCUUCACUUGGCUGCGUGUGUCAAAUUGGGUCUUUCUGGGCCCAAAAUUGGUCUUUCUGGGCCCAAAUUGGGUCAUUCUGGGCCCAAAAUUGGUAUUUCUGGGCUCAAAUUUGGUCUUUCUAUGCCCAAAUUUGGUCUUUCUGGCCCCAAAAUUGGUCUUUCUGGGCCCAAAUUUGGUCUUUCUCAGCCCAAAUUUGGUCUUUCUGGGCUCAAAUUUGGUCUUUCUCAGCCCAAAUUUGGUCUUUCUGGGCCCAAAUUGGGUCAUUCUGGGCCCAAAAUUGGUAUUUCUGGGCUCAAAUUUGGUCUUUCUCAGCCCAAAAUUGGUCUUUCUGGGCCCAAAUUUGGGUCUUUCUGGGCCCAAAUUUGGUCUUUCUAGGCCCAAAAUUGGUCUUUCUGGCCCCAAAUUUGGUCUUUCUAGGCCCAAAAUUGGUCUUUCUAGGCCCAAAAUUGGUCUUUCUGGGCCCAAAUUUGGGGUUGUGGGGCUUAAAUUUCAGCUUUGAGGUCCCAAAAGGGUUUUGGGAUCCCAAAAGGGGAUUUUAGGGUCUUAAAUUUGUUUUUUCUGGGCCCA